Molecule: messenger RNA, 4895 nt
Organism: Cheilinus undulatus (humphead wrasse)
Lineage: Eukaryota; Metazoa; Chordata; Actinopteri; Labriformes; Labridae
Gene: mgarpa
Product: mitochondria localized glutamic acid rich protein a
Exons: 8
Coding region: 87-1910 (607 amino acids)
Biological process (GO): anterograde axonal transport
Cellular component (GO): mitochondrion
Source: RefSeq, a predicted model, not a curated record
ACGUUUCACUGAUCAGUCCGGGCCAGCCAUUCAUCCAGCGUUUGCUGAACGCACGGCAUUCCUGUUGUAGCCCUCGGAGAGCAGCGAUGUUUUCCUGCAGAGCGGCCUGGCAGAGGUGUGGGCCUUUGGCACGGAGAGCAGCCUACAGGUUGCCCCGGGAUGCUUUGCAGCAGCGUCAGAUGUCUUCAGGCCCUGGGGGCUCCGGUGCAGAGAACAUAGUCUACGCCCUGCUAUGUGGAGGAGCCUUUGUCGCCUCUGUGUCAUAUGCUUAUAGCACUGUGUCCACGGAUCACGCAAGGUUCAAUGAGCGUGUUGCAGAAAUCAAUGCCAGACCGAAGGCGCAGUGGGUCCCCAAACCAUGGCCUCCUAAAGGCGAAGAUGAAGAAGAGGGUGAGGAAGAGGCAGAAGAAGCUGCAGCUGAGGAGGCAGAAGGAGAGGGAGAGGCUGAGGCUGGGGAAGGGGAGGAGGUAGCUGCAGCCGCCGAUGGUGAGGCAGAGGCUGUAGAAGAGACGGUCGAGGAGGUUGUUGCUGAGGCUGCCGAGGUGGUUGCAGAGGCUGCUGAGGUUGUUGAAGAGGUGGCGGAGGUCGUCGCAGAGGCUGCACAGGAAGUGGAGGCGGUCGCGGAGGAAGUGGCCGAAGCAGCUGAAGCUGUCAAGGAGGCAGCCGAGGCUGUCGCAGAACCGGCAGCCGAGGCUGUCGCAGAACCAGCUGCCGAGGCUGUCGCCGAGGAACCAGAAAGCAACGUGCUGCUGGCAGCUGCUUCUACUCUAGAGUUACCGAAGAUAGAAGAGGCAAAAGAAGACUUGGCAGCAGCUGUUGAAGAGGCCAAAGGGGAGGAGUUAUCCAUACCAGCAGAGGUUGCACCAGUUGCAGAAGAGGCUCCUGAACCAGUUGAAGUAGCCCCAGUUGCAGAAGAAGCUCCUGCACCAGUAGAGGUUGCGCCAGUUGCAGAAGAGGCACCCGCACCAGUAGAGGUUGUGCCAGUGGUUGAAGAAACUCCCGCACCAGUUGCAGAAGAAGCUCCAGCUCCUGCACCAGUAGAGGCUGCACCAGUUGCAGAGGAAGCUCCUGCACCAGCAGAAGUUGCCCCAGUGGUUGAAGAGGCUCCAGCAGAAGUUGCCCCUGUAGUGGAAGAGGCUCCUGCACCAGUAGAGGUUGCACCUGUAGUGGAAGAGGCUCCUGCACCCGUAGAGGUUGCCCCCGUAGUGGAAGAAGUUCCUGCACCAGUAGAAGUUGCCCCUGUGGUUGAAGAGGCUCCUGCACCAGUAGAAGUUGCCCCUGUGGUUGAAGAGGCUCCUGCACCAGUAGAAGUUGCCCCUGUGGUUGAAGAGGCUCCUGCACCAGUAGAAGUUGCCCCUGUGGUUGAAGAGGCUCCUGCACCAGUAGAAGUUGCCCCUGUGGUUGAAGAGGCUCCUGCACCAGUAGAAGUUGCCCCUGUGGUUGAAGAGGCUCCUGCACCAGUAGAAGUUGCCCCUGUGGUUGAAGAGGCUCCUGCAUCAGUAGAAGUUGCCCCUGUGGUUGAAGAGGCUCCUGCACCAGUUGUUGAGGCACUUAUUGCAGCAGCUGAGGUAGCAUCAGUAGAAGAGACACCAGCACCAGUAGAGACAGAAGUGAUCUCUGCUCCAGCCGAGGAAACUAUUACCACCACAGUUGUGGAAGAGGUUACAGCAGCCCCCGCUGUAGAAGCAGUGCCAGCUGUGGUUGAAGAGGCAGUUGCAGCUCCUGCGGAGGCAGAAGCUCCUAAAAGGGAGUACAUCGUCGUGGUCCUGGAAGGUGCACCUAGAGCGGAAAAUCGGCCAAAGGUGCUGGGAGUGGGCCCCAUGACUGGUAGAAUCAUCCCAGCUCCAGAUGAAGAUGAUGCCCCUUCUUCUGAGGGUAGGCGACGUCUUCUUAGGAUGCAAAUGCAGUAGUUCCAAUCAAGUAAACGGCUCCUGAAUGAAGUCUUUCACCAGAAGAAGAGGAUGUGCCUUUCUCCAACACUUUCCGUCUUUCAUCCGUAAAAACACACCAGGUCAAGAUGUCUCUCCGGUUUAAAGAUGCACAUAAUUUAGUGUUUAGAUCAUCUCCUGCCCAUUUCUGUGACACUCCACUCCACUCCAACUCUACAUCCAUAACUGAGCAGAUCUUUGGUCAGUCAUUUUAAAACCGUAGAACUGUCACCGAAUUUCAAUGCUGUUUACUGCUGAAGACAAAACUGAGCCACUUGUGCAAUUUUUUGAAAGCCAAUCCUGAGACUUCUCCAUACUCACUACCUGAUCACUGCCCAGCCACUUGUGAUAUGAACCUUCAGUGUUAUCAAAGCAGAGGGGCAUUUUAAACCCACCAGCAAUCUUCUACCGUACCCGACCUCAGGUUUCUUCUUCUGCUUUUCUCUAUUUACAAAAAAGCUGGAAACAUUCACUUUAGUUUCUUUUUGUAGGAACACCUCAAGCUCACUGGUUUGUACCGUAGCUGUAUCGCUACCUCAGUUUUCCUUGUGUUUUCAGUCUCCAAUGACCUGACAGACCUCUUCUUAUAUUUUAAUGAUGUUACAGCUCCAAAGCCACUUACUUCAAUAUAAGCAUUGUUGAUUUUUGGGAUCUCUUGAAUCAUGAUGGGAAUAUAUUUUAUUCAGUAUAAAUUAAAAAGGCAGGCAUUUGUAAAUUUAACAUCGCUUUGUUAGGUUCUUAAAGGGUAAACUGAAAGGGAACCAUGGGAAAAUGUCAGUUCAUUAUUAAUAAAGGGUUUCACAGCAAGGGAAAUGAAAUAAUGAGAGGUCUUGUAUUUUCUGAGUGAAAUUAAAUUGUUCAGAAAGGUUGUAAAUGCUGGUAACAGAUAUUGUGUUGUAUAAGUACCAGGCAUAAGAAAGCUCACAGGGGAAGGUUUUCUGUGCUUUACAUUUUAAAAGUGUAGUUAUGUCAAGAAAAAUGUCCAAAUGUCAACUUUCUGUGUAAGAGAAGAAUAAAUAAAGAGGAAGAAUUAUGAUAUUUUACUUUAUUUUAGGAUGCACUUGUGCUUGCACUUAUACAAAAGUUCAUCAUUGUUCUCAACAGUUCAUUAGCCUCUCAAAAAUUGACCUGCAUUAUUUCUGUACAAAGUGAUAACUCUAAAGUAUGCGUCUAUUUUGGCCUUCUUUAAGUUUGUGAAAUAGCUUUUUGCCCUUUACUGCUGUUUGAAAACAAAGUCAGGGCGUUCACAUUGCAGUCAGUACAUUUACAUGCAUUGUAAAGUUAGUAUAUUUAACAGACCUACUGUUGUUGUCUAAGUGCUCAUAGAUUUCAUGUGACAUUGCACACAAAAAAUCCCAUGAUGGGUAAGAGACUUUCUACUGCUGUACACCUAGGUGGAAAAAGUUUUACUAUUGUACGCAAGUAAAAGUAGAGUUACUCUGUUUAAAGUUUACUUAACUAAAAGUAGUGGUCUAUAAAUCUACUCAAGUAAAAGUAUUUGAAGUUUACCUUAGGUACUGAGGAGCUACUGAGGAGUUGGACAGUAAAAUCUAAUCUUUCCUUAUUGGUAAGAACAAGACAAUAGAUCUCCAACCAGGUUGUUCAGGUGAAGUCACACCUCUAAUAAAGUUAAAUACACAACAGAAUUGACAGUGCAUGUGUAUAUUGGUCCACCCUACGUAUAGUUAAACUACAGCUUUGAAAUUGUAAAUAUUCUUGAUGACAGAGCUGCAGUAACUCUAGAAAACCUGUGGCAAGGAGGGUCUCCUGGUAAGAACAAAGCAGAGAGUCAACCUCGUAGGUAUUGCAUAUUGAUAUAGAAUAUGACCUCUGCAUCCUGUAGGGGCACCUCAGUCACAGGCCAGAAUCUUACUCAGUAGAUAACUUCGCUUAUGGUGCAAAUGUGUCUAACAACAAAAACAAAACAAAAAAAAAAAACAAUCCACCUGAAACAUACGCUGCAUUCAGUAUAGAUGGCAAAUCUGAUGCCCGGUGUCUCAGCUCCACACGGCAGUGAAAGGAAGCUGCUUCUGCCCAUGUUUCUGGGAAAGUAGUCCAGUUAAAUUGCCUUUAACCAUAGCUCAACUUAAUAAUGCAUGUAAACAUACUGAUUGUAAAUAUUAAGAUGUGGCCUGAUAUAGAACAUGCUUUAAAGUUUGACCCAAAGGGAGCUGUGCAUCAUCUCAAUAGUCAGUGUUUAGUUCCCUUUUUAGGCAAGUUUGACCUUGUGUUUCUGAACAAUCUAAUGAAUAUAAAACAAUGAAUGUCUAAUAUACUGAGAAUAUCCUCGUAAAUCUCUUUUUCACAACAAGUCAAUCAUGGUCAGAGGUUUUAAGUCCUGCAGUCUCUUUAUCCUCCAUAUUAAAGGGAAAGGAAAGUGAUGAUCUGUGCUCUUUAUAUUUAAAUAUGUCCUUUCAAUGUUGCAAUUUGGAGGAUGGUUGGAUAAGCAGCAUCACGUUCUUUCUAAUAGCUUUACUUGUUUUAUGUUCGAGCAGUCACGCUUGUGUGGAUGUCUAAUUUAAAGGCUUGCAGCAGGUUUGACUUGUCGUGACACUGGUGUGCUAGUGUGACAUGAAACGUGUGUUUGAAAGUGUUACAGUAUGUCUGAAGGAAGUCUCCAGUGUGAAACGCUCUUACUCUUCUGCUGUCAUCCACGUUGUUUUUCCUUCAUUCCUCUUUCAGAUUUGAUCAACUCUACUCUCCACUUUCUGUCUUUGUUAGCUUGGCGUACGCUUAUUGAAAUAGACCUGAAAUCACAGAGGGAGGACAUGCAGCUGAGUGUUUGAAUGUAUUUUGAAAAUGGGAUUUAGAUUAAGAAAAAGACACUCUGUUCUUGGUGCUCCCUGGUUGGUUUCUAUGAUAGGAUGUGAGUGAAUGCCUUUGACUCAACAAAGGUCAGAAACUGUGACUGUUUCACUUAUUACUGUAUUUCCUGUUUUUGCAAAAUAAAAAAAGGAUUAAACUUGA